Molecule: messenger RNA, 2377 nt
Organism: Dimorphilus gyrociliatus
Lineage: Eukaryota; Metazoa; Annelida; Polychaeta; Dinophilidae
Source: the annotation of a GenBank genome assembly
GAGUUCGUCUUGUGGUCGCUUCCGGUUUCAGUUUUGUUCUAGUAAAAUAUGAUUCCUUCUUUGUUGAUUCUUCUUCUCCCUUCACUUUUAUCCUGUUCUAUUAACUCAAAUGAAAAGCUUUUCAACUACUUGAGUUAAAUUUGACAUUGUUUCAGGGAUUUAACUGACUUCAAUAUUAGUAACAAUACAUUUUAUUAUUACUUCCCACUAAAGCUUUAUGGAAGAAAAAACGUUGGUACAAGUUAACGAAGGGACGCAAAAAGACGAAGUUUGCAUCUCCCCAUGCGACAAUAGUCCUUCCGGAUUAGCAUCUCAGACAGAUGCCUCACCUGAGCUGGUUACGUCGUUUGACAGUGAAUCGGAAUCGAAAGUAGUUCCUAAAAUCUCCAUAAAGCUCGAAAAAGACAAGCAAGAUGGCGGAACUCUUAAUAAUGAUCGAGAAUCGCUCAUGAACAAUAAUAAUAAUAAUAAUAAUAAUAAUAACAAUAAUACUUCGUCCGACGGAAGAACGGACGAAGAAACUAACGAACACGAUGACCCUUUAGUGUGGGAGGGGGAAGUCGGUAGCUUGCCGUUAACAGAACUAAAAGUUUUUCGAUAUAAUGAGCUCGGCUGUUUGGAAAUCGAUGAAUCAUCAAGCGGUUCUCAAGAUUCCAAAUCCAAAAGAGAAAAGGGAAAGCUUAAAACGACAAAUCAUGAGAAGGGAGCUCUACCGCCUGAUAAGAAGAGGCGGAAGCUCGGAACAGUGGAGGAAGCUACCGUAUCACCUCAAGAGCCAAUCAUGAGACAGAAGGGGAAAUUCUUUCCGUGGAACUCGUAUCUAGAAAAAACUAGUAGUAUGGCUGCUCCAAACUCCUGCUUUCUCAAGCCCUACCACACAAAGAAGAAUCACUUCAAAGUUCAAACAAUGCUAGAAGGAAUCGACCCGAGACAUCCUUCUCUUUAUUGCGUUUUAAAUAUCGUUCAAAUUCAGGGAUAUAGAUUGAGACUAAAUUUUGAAGGAUAUUCUAAUGCCUAUGACUUUUGGGUGAAUGCUGAUUCGACAUUUAUCUUUCCCCCUGGUUGGUGCAGCAAAAACGGAAAAAAGCUGCAAUUACCCCCCAAUCAAAAUGAUUUCGAUUGGUCAAAAAUCCCUGAUAGUAAACAAGCUCAGAAGUCUCUAUUCAUAAUUUCAAACACGCAAAACUAUAAUGCUGUUCCUCCGUUCGUUGAAGUGGGGAUGAAGCUAGAAGCUGUUGAUAAGAAGAAUACGGUGCUUACGUGUGUGGCAACUAUAGCAGACAUUGUUGCCGAUAAGGUGCUUAUACAUUUUGAUGGUUGGGAAGAAGAUUAUGAUUAUUGGUGUGACCUAUCAUCCCCGUAUGUUCAUCAAGUGGGUUGGUGCCAAGCAAAUGCGAAAGCUCUAUCCCCACCACCAAGCUGGACGAAUAUUAAGACAUUUACUUGGGAGAAAUAUUUAGAACAUACGAACAGCAAACGCAUUCCCGGUAGAGCUUUUCGUAAUCGCUCUAUUAGUAACUUUGAAGCAGAUACGAAACUAGAAGCGGUUGACGUAAGAAAUCCGUCGUUAAUUCGCGUUGCGACGAUUGUGAAAACCGAAUCAAAUCGUCUUUUGAUUCAUUAUGAUGGUUGGCCCGAUUAUCUUGAUAAUUGGGUUGACGAUGAUAGCACCGAUUUACACCCUUGUGGGUGGUGUGCAAAAACUGGCCAUAGUUUACAGGCACCUUUAGAUCCCAUGGACAGCAAAUUGCCUAAUAUUCAAACGUCUGGAUGUCCUACCCCUGGUUGCACAGGUGUAGGUCACGUUAAAGGAGCAUCACAUCAAACACAUCACAGCGUCUUCGGAUGUCCAUAUAAUUUCAAUAAUUUGAGCAAAGAAUUUGUUCCUGAUCGUCUAAAGUCGUUGAACACUGCAGAGACUAGAGUUAACGAGAGCAAAAAGUGUCCAACGCCCGGUUGUGAUAGUUCGGGUCACGUAACAGGAAAGUAUCCAUUCCAUCAUAAGGUUUCGGGGUGCCCUUUGGCAGCAGCUCAGAAAGAAACUUCGACAACUUCUAGAAAGAGGGGCAGAAAGCCGAUACAUAAAGCGGAACCUUUGGCAAUAGUCACGUCGGUUAAGUAUCAGCGAAAAGUUUUGUCAUGCGCGUCUAUUGCUAAUUCGGACGAAAUUGAAAAAUGGUCUAUUGACGAAGUAUCAGAGUUUGUGAGAAGUUUGCCAGGUUGCCACGAAUACGGCAGGAAGUUUAAAGAAGAAGAAAUCGAUGGCGAAUCUUUCUUACUUGCCAAGCAAGAAGAUUUUGUGGAAAGGAUGGGCUUGAAGUUGGGUCCUGCACUUAAAAUAGCUACGGCGCUCAACGUUGCUAAAUACAGCACUUGA